GCAAGAAGCGGAGAGAGAAUCUAAACAGGUGUUGGGUUCCCGCGUGCAGCGCGGCAACAGGCCCGGAUAGAUUCGCCGCGAAUAUUGAGUGCGUCCUUUGGGAAGUUCAACGGUUGAAACGUAUCAGUGGUGUUGACGAGAAAAAGCCUUCAUCGACAGCCAACGUUGCGACCUGCGACUAGCAGCAACAGCCACUUGCAGCCGCUGAGCCGCCCUCGCGUUUGUUACGCCGAGUGCCGAAGCCGCCUGGGCGGCGUCGCAUGGCCAAGUGUGCUGCGCUCGGAGCGGCGGCGGCAACGGCGUCCAGCCAACGCAGCUGCGCCGGACUCCCCCGCCGUCGCCGUGGUCGCUGCCUGGUGAAUAUGCCCUGAAACUGCGACAAACAGCGUCCCGAGCAGCAGCCAUGGUGCUGUACAGCCGCGCCACGAGCGACGCCCCCGCGGUUCCGGCCAGCAGCUGGCCCACGGUGCUGGCCAGCGGCUGGCUCUUCUUUUUCGCCUCGGCGCUGUUCCGCUCGUACGGCGUGCUCUACCUGCACCUGGUGCGCACCGCGCAGCUGAGCCGGGCUGCCGCCUCGCUGCCCAUCGCCUUCGUCGCAGCCGCAGCGGGAGUGUCCGGUCUGCUAUGCACCCUGCUGCACAAGCGAGUUCCUGUGAUCGUCUCAAACCUGUGCUGCUGCCUGGUGUGUGGAGCAGCGCUUUGUUUUCCUUAUAUCAUGGCGACUGCACCGGGCCUGGCCUUGGCUGGCAUUUUUUACGGUCUGGGACUGGGCCCCAUCGAAUGGCGGAGCCAGAUGCUUAUCAAGAAGUGCUUCAAGAAGGACCGCAUCCUCGCCUUAGGCGUGGCUUCCCUGGGCGUCACAUUCGCUGGCAUCGUGUUCCCGUGGCUUGUGCAGCACCUGUUGCGCGAGUACACCACGGCCGGCGCCUGCCUUCUGUUGGGCGCCGUCACCCUGAACGGCUGCAUCGGAACACUGCUUCAAAAGCUGUCCGCGCCGCGGAGUGCCACUUCCGGCGGACGCGGAGUGCUUCCCUCGGUGGCAGCCGUCGAGAACGGCAAUGUAGAGAUGCGGGUCGUGCGAAAGCGCUACAGCGUGACGAUCGACGAGAAUCCACAGCAGGCCAGCUCGGGUCCCAGGCUUAGCAGCAAACGGGACCGCGGAUCUGCCCCCGAAGGCCUCGACCGCGCUGCCGGUGGUGUGAAUUCGUACCAGAAGCUCAGAGCUGUCAGCAGCAGCAACAUUCCUGCGGAGAAGGUCGACCAACAGCCGGCGGGCUCGAUCAGGGACGGCUUCGGCCUGUACCAGCUCGCCGGCGGAGGUGCGCUUUCGCAGGACUCCAUCUACGAGGACUGCCAGUCGGACUUCGACCCUUGCGAACUGGAGGGCCUUCCCACGUUCAAGCGACGCAGACUGCUAACGGAGGGUUCGGAGACGUACCUCUCCUGUUAUUCCGUCCUGGAUCCCACGUUAUACGAUGUAGUCGAGACGAAAGACACCGGUGAAGUUACCAUCCACAGGCGGUCGGUUUCGUCGGAGAGCAUCGUGAUCGUUCCUGUGCAGGCCAAAUUUCACGGACCGCUGAAAGAACGACUGCGCGUGUUCUUCCAACCAGCCUCGGUGCUUCUGAAAAACGGCAUGUUUUACAUCUGCGGCCUUAGUUUCGUGAUAUUGUACGUCAUCAACGUCGUCUACAACAGCACAGUGCUGGACUUCGCCGUGGACAAAGGAGUGAGCCCCGAUUCUGCCGUGUCCCUGAUCAGCGUCUUCUCUGUGGCCGACCUCGUCGCCCGGCUCGCAACUUCAGCGGUCAUGAACCGCGAACUGGGCUCCAAGAAGAUUCUCAUGAUCUGGGUUCAGGCCUCCAGCGGGGUCCUCAUGCUGGCCGCGCCCUACCUGGUUGGCUACACGGCCGCGCUGGUCGCGGCACUCUUGCUGGGCGCCAACCUGGGAUCUCUGUACGUGUUAUACAUCAUUUUAUUCGAGGACUACAUCGGACUGCAUCUCAUUUCGUGGGCCUUCGGAAUCUACGGCAUCGCUGUGGCUUUGUUGGCCCUGCUGAUGGUAGCAGUCAUAAGUUAUUGUCGCGACAUUCUCAUGUCGUACGACACCUUCUUUCAAGUUAUGGGUCUCCUCUGCCUGCUGAACGUCUUCUUCUGGGCGUUUGCCGAACCAUUCUUCAAGAAACAGAGAAUAAGCGCACGGAAGGCCCAAGAAAACAACCGUCCACAAUAACAUCGUCAUCAAGGCAUAUUAUGCAGCAACUUCAUUUACUCUCCAUCAAGCAGCGGCAUGGCACAUGGUUCCACGGUUCGACAUUCGAAAGAUGCGAAAAGUGCCGCAACCUUCCAAGUGGACGUCGCUCUUCAACGCAACUUCUAGCAACGCCAAGUUACAGCGGCUUUCUUGGACACAAUGGUGGCGAACGAAGGAGCUGAGUCAAGUGCUGGUACUGAACAAAAAAAAAAAAAAGAGGAAGAAAGAAAGAAAAUGAAAAGCCAGUGCCACCACAUUUGGGCGCAACGACGUUUUCUGGCAUGGACUGCAUACGAACGCUGCACCUGCGCGCACCCGCCGAGUUCCGUGCUUCUAAGGAUAAUGUCUCUUAAUUCGCCUACCCACGAUGUUCGCACUAAUUUGCCUGCACACUUCGCACAAGCACUUAUAUGCAAAUACGUUGCCCGCGCUGUAUGCACGUUAGACGCCUUAGCCAGGCCGAAGCCAGCGAAAUUUUUCAGAAGAAUGAUCUACGAAAGGACAGUCGUGGCAUUGUAUAACUUACUGAGGCCAACACCCCUGUAGGCAACUCUGACAGAUCUUCAAUGCUUGGUAACGCCACUUAAGUACAGUUCCAGGAAAAUGGCCAAAGUGCUUGCAGCAUCAAAUUAGCCAUGAAAUGUCGUUAAAGGACUAUAGAUUUUAUAUCAGUCCUCUGGAUUCACUUGAGCCGCUAGCGACUAUUUAUUUACGACAAACCAGAGACGCGUUGUUUGUGAAACGGACGUAAAAAAUUCAUCAACAAUUACCAUACUCCCCAAUGUGAAAUUUGAGCGCAGCUGUAUACGUGUUUUCAUUUGGCGAUAUAUUGGCUAUUGGACAAUGGAGUGUAGUGGCGCGACUGCCUCGCUAAUCGGGAGAUCCCGAGAGGCAGCGCGUGGGCGACGCGUGGGCACGAUUCGCAGCAGCAGCCGCAGACAGACCUCCGCUCACGCAGCGCUUUGCUUCUAUAUAUGGUAUCGGUGGCGUCAUCGAUGAACAAACGACGCUCACUGUUCUGGCGCCAUCUCGUAGCCAUCGUCACCGCAUAGCCCGUCUUGCGCGGCACUAAGCUUUCCUUCUCACGCUUUCGCGGUACCCUCAACCUCCGCUUUCCUCCUCGCACUCUCUUCGCUAUCGCCGUCUUUCAUCCGCGCGCCGCGUUCGCUCUUUCAUCCUUCGCUGUGCUCAUUUGCUCGGUUACGAGGACGCCGAGGGACGACGCAGACACUCGCCGCAGGAACGGGCGCCUAUGAACUGCGAUCUAAAACCUCGUAGCUGGUUCUCCCGUGCCCACACAGCCCUCGACACUUUGCAGUGCAGCGACGGGCACAGGGCUAAGUGUGUAUCUAUAUCGCGCCCGUGCGACACAGCCGCAUAAAGUGCAAUCCACAGCUGUUUGUUGUAGAACGGUCUAUACCGACCCAAAUGUGCUAUACGCGAUUGUCUUUUCGCCAAUAGAGUCAGUUGGCAUAGUAAAGGACCACACGCUGCUAAAACCGCGCGUUUCGGUCAUGUCGCUUCCAAUAAGCUUCUGUUGUUGAAGUCGGCUGCCGUCUUUUAGAAGCGCACAAGCACGGCCUCACUGUUACAAAGUAGGUUGCGGAGUCAUAAUAUACAUUUAUCUUUAAACAUGAAAUGACACAAAUAAAGGGGCAAUGCCUGCCAAGUUGCCUCACAAGCGCAUUAUGCUGCCGUAACCGGGCUGUAAGCGACGUCUCAUUGCCGCGAUGGGAGUUGCCACCAUGUCACGGAGUUUCCGCGCAGAAUUGAGGAUUCCCCUGGAUGCGCGCACCAGGUAAGAUGGACGUGAAUGGGCUCUUUGUCAGCGCGUGUAUAGCCACGGUUCAGAACAUAUGCGUUAUUGAAAGGGGCUGACUGUAGCCGGUUAUCAAGGCCAAUAUGGAUAAGGGCGAACCGGCCAUAUAGCAAAGUUGAAUUCCAUUUGACACUGUGAAGGUCGAGAGUCGAACCCACGACUUAUAGUGGGAGUCGAACUCUCGAUAUUGGCUGGGAGUGGAAGCCACGGCAUUCGGUGUUAAUUAAGGUGCAAUUUAUUAAGGCACUCGAGCCCACGACCCAACGGUAAUGUAAUGUUAUGUAAUGAAUGUCUCGAGAGCGCGCAGGCUCUCGCCUUCAUCUUCUUUAGCGUAUGCUAAGCGAUUGUCAACUUUUCUUUAACUAGCAGUUUCGAUAACAGGCUGUAACGAGCAUUAGAACGAAGACCAGUCACAUCAAGAAGACCAAGCCGGUACUUGCACCAGCACACACGUCGAUGGUCUAGCACAACUUUCAGCAUGUCCUUGGCUUUUUGAGCAGCCGGCGACUCCCUACACCGGCUGUCUUUUUUUUUAACUUACGGUUUUAAUUCUUUUAUUAGAGCUAUAAUUGUUAAGAGGAAGCUUUAGCUCGGGCCCAACUGUGACGCGGCCUAUUCAAAUACUUGCAAAAAGCAAAAACGUUUUUCUGAGAUAACCCUUGGGCUGAUUUUAAUGAAAUUUGUUGCAUUUGCGAGAGAAAGUUAAAUUCUAGUGACUGUUCCAAGCGGAAUUUCGAUUUAAGUCCUAAAUGUUGUUUAAAAAAUUUUCAAAAAUUAGAAAGUUCGAAAAAAAAAAAUAGAAGCACGACGUUUACAAAUUGAUAUCUCUGCAUCAAGAACAGAUAUCGCGGUGCUGUAAACGGCAUCCAUUAUAUCAUUCAAAGCGGACCAAUUCGAUGUGUCAUUAUAUCUUACGUGAAUUAUUUACGUUGCUUACAAUGGUCCUGCAAAAGCUGUAUUUCCAUAUUGCAAAUUUUUUUUAGAUUCAUGCGUUACAUAUCAGUUUUUUCCGCUUUAGAUGUACUAUUAGAUGCAAUUCGCAGAAUCGUAUUAUCAUUUUCGUUGCUGAGUUACGGAGUUGCAAACAUGAUAGUUUCGCUUAUUGAACUUUUUUUUAUUUUCGCCAAUUUGUUAUAGAAGAAUUGACGACCUAAAUAAAAUAUUCGAGACGAAUAGUCACUAGUUUUUAAGUUUUUCUUUUAAAUGCGAGAAACCACGUCAAAUUUGGUGCAGUGGUUGUCGAGAAAAACGAAUUCUGCUUUUACAUGUAUUUAGACAGGAGCACCCGAGCUAAAGCUUCCUCUUAAGUUCUGGCGUUUUACGUGCCGAAGCCACGAUAUGAUUGAGGUAUGUAUUAGGGGAAGACUUCGGAUUAAUUUUUACCAGCUGGGAUUCUUUAACGCGUACGCAAUGCAUGGUACACGAGCGCUUUCGCACUGCACCCCCAUCGCAUGGCGGCCGGGAUCGAACCUGCGACCUCGAACUGAGCAGCGCAACGCCAUAGUCACUGAGCUAUACCGCGGCGGGUGGCUCCCGUUUCGUGAGCGCCAUUAAAAUUUUUCGUUAAUUUUGCCUGUUCUCCCCUUAUUCCAGUUCGGGGCAAACUUCUACCUCCCUCUUUCGUGAAAAUUUUCGAGAAAAUUAAACGAAGACAACGUGAUUUUUCA
Molecule: messenger RNA, 5740 nt
Organism: Dermacentor andersoni
Lineage: Eukaryota; Metazoa; Arthropoda; Arachnida; Ixodida; Ixodidae
Molecular function (GO): monocarboxylic acid transmembrane transporter activity
Source: RefSeq, a predicted model, not a curated record